UUUGCUUAUACUGACUGUCAUCUGAUCGUUUCCCCACGGUCACAAUUUAGAGUGGCGCGCUUUCCGGAAGUAGGAAGCGUCUCGCGCUGUUCCGUCAAACAUCCGCUACGGCGAGUCGCCUCGCACCUCGAAAGCUGAUUCCUACUCAUCGUUCCACGUCGCUGUCCUGUUCGCCGCCUUUCCUGUAGCCAUGUGGCGGACGAAAUACCUGCUUAUCGCGCAGACGGCUUGGACGUUCUGGAUCCUGCUCAGCGAUGCGGACGCCAUCGAUAACGACACCAUCUCGAAUGUGACCAAUACUCUGAGGGCGGAGCGGAACAGCACGAACACGGACCGGAGAGGCUUCAUUCCGGCGGGCUUCAGCGUGAACGGCUCGAUGAUACAGCGGACACUCUACGUGGUCACAGGCAUCACGGUUAUCGGCCUGCUUUACUUCCUCGUGAGGGCGGUUCGGGUGAAGAAAACUUCAACCCGCCGGAAGAAGUAUGGGCUUCUUUCGAAUUAUGAUGACAACAUGGAGCUGGCGCACCUGGAGAGUGAUGAGGAGGACAUGACGGUUUACGAGGCCAAAGCUCUGAGAAGAUGAUCUGCGCCAUCAAAAAGUGAAGUUGCUCAGAAGACUGGAAAGCCACGAACACAUUCCCUGGUUUCCUUGUUCAACACACGCGCCGGAUUUUGAGAUUCCAUCCAUCUUCCGGCCCAUAACUGACGAAAAUGAUUUUUCAAAUCGCUGAUAAUUUUUUUUCUAUAAUCAACUUUAACAUGCGUGCCACGCCGGGUCGGGUGUGGAGGUUGUGGUGACUUUUUGCUGCAGCUUACAUGAUUCUUCGGGUGCUGCAAGCUGUGGAGGGCUUUGGAGUUUGUUUCCUGUGCCAAAGCUGCUGCGUUGAAAAUGUGCCGAUUCAUCCAAUGCUCUAGAAGAGGGCAGCCCUUACAGUAUCUUAUGGCCUUAAAAUUCUCUGUUUUGACAUUAUACUCUUGCCUUCUUUGAUUCGUUUUGUCCUUGACAUCAUGGAGUGGUGUCGUAUGUUUUCUUAUCUUUUCUCUUGAUAUAAGCAGGCUUGCAUGCCUGUGUGUGUGUGUAGCUAAUGCUGGGUUUGUUCCUUUUUUUUUUUUUUUAUUUAUUAUUUUUUUUAAAAGCUCUGCUGUGUUUUUCAUACUGAUGCUCUCCUGAACACUCUGCUCAGGCCGAGAGAGCUCUGUAUGCAGGUAUGCCCAGCAGCUGUCUGGGUGUUCAGCCUCCUUGUUUUUCUCUGUAGAUCUGAACGCUGUAACAGAACAAGAAAAAAAUGGAUUUUCAGAGUUUGAAACACAAAACGGCUCAGGCUCCCCUAAGCCCCUUGUGGAAGAUCCCCCCCUCCCCCUUUUGAAGUAAAACACACACACACUUUUUUUUUGGCCCACCGCCUGCUCACUGACUCGCGACGAAAGCGUUUUGUGCCAGUCCCCACGUUUAUCCCGUACUUUUGGUUCUCCACUCACUUCACCAGCUUAACCUUUCGGUUUACCUGUUCUACACCAUGUAGGUGGUUAUCUGCAGUGGUGCGGGGAAGCCGAUGAGGGGGAGUUCUGUUGGUGCCAUGUGACUUUCUGCAAGUCUGCAGCUAGUAGUGAGCAGUAACAUCAGUAUAGCCAUUAGAUUAUAGUAAGAAUGCACUUCCCGGUCCAUGUUGACAAGAGACAACUGGCAUUUUCCAUUCUCUAAAUGUAGGGGACUGACCCUCAAACAGGGUCCGGGGUCCAGUGUCAGUGAUAUGAACCCCUGUCCUCCACCCUGGUAAAGAACCUCACGAGUGCACACAAUCCUGCGGGGUACAGUGGUGUUUGACACCGCCAUCAACACUGUUAAUUGGAUUAUUUGUUUAUUACGGGUGCCUCAUCUCAGGGCGGAGGUUCGCCUGUAAUUUUAAUUAGGUGUGACUGUCCCACGGCAUAGGAGGUGACGGCUGAGGAAGCCGCCAGGCGAGGUGUGGCCUCUGGAACCCCAGACCAUCCCUGAAGGCAUCUGCCUGGCUGCCUGCCUGCCUGCCUGCUCUGGGAGAGCCGCUAGCUCACAGACAGGGCCUUGGCUCACAGCCUCACUGCAAGACAAACGAUCAGGUCGCAGUGGUGUCUGGCUGCGUCUCUCGGCAGAGGUUUGUAGUACAGUUACGAUGUCCAUUGACUCCACGCGUGCCUUUAUUUUAUGUUUACUAAGUGGCACUGAGUGCAAAGAUGUUUUUGUCUGGGAUUGUGGGUCCGGUAGCCGGACCUGAUUCAGAGUCAUGGUCUUUGCUUGGGGGUCUCACCUUGGGCUGUGCAUAUAACAAGGGCACUACUUAAGACUUCUGCCGGACGGCCAUUUCUAGGCCUUUCCUCGCCCACACAUAGUGUCGCUCCUCGUGUUUUUCGGAGAAUGUAAAUGUCUGUCUCCCUGGGCUUGUGUCUUAUCGGUUACUUUUUAAUUUAAAUGGUAUCUGAGUGAAUCGCUGUAUCUCAUGUGACAAUAUACAAUUUUCAGUAUAACAUAAAUUGUGUAAAAUUGUCUGUUUUGUAUUUUGCUUGACAGAAGUGAACAAGUAUCUGAUAUAAAAUUAUGCCAAAUGUUUGUGUGAUGCUUGAUUUGGACACGGGAUAGAACUAUUCCCGAUGCACCUUUUAACCACGAUGUCACAUUCCAUCAGAUUAUUUGUGGAUUUAAAAAAAAAUCGUAUCAUGAAUAACUGUUUGCACAAUGGGGCCAAAUGUAUUUUGCUUUGAUGAAGAAUGUCUGCGUUUCUUUGGAAAGUUCUAUGCUUUUGGACUCUGAGAGGCUGUGCCUCUCACCUUGAAGGCCUUUGGGUGACACUAUCUUGUGCUUAAUGCAUUUUGCUCUUUUCCCCUUUUCUAAUAAAAUGUAAGCCGUG
Brienomyrus brachyistius is the source of this 2885-nucleotide messenger RNA. RefSeq names its product family with sequence similarity 174 member C (gene fam174c). Gene Ontology annotation, cellular component: extracellular region. The transcript is spliced from 3 exons. Bases 191 to 586 code for a protein of 131 amino acids. Lineage: Eukaryota; Metazoa; Chordata; Actinopteri; Osteoglossiformes; Mormyridae. The record is from RefSeq and is a predicted model, not a curated record.